AUGCAUAUCUAUCUAUCUAUCUAUCUAUCUAUCUAUCUAUCUAUCUAUCUAUGUUCGUAUCUGUCUUUACUCGUAUCUAUCUUAGUCUGCCUCUAUCUAUCUAUCUUUGUUAGUAUAAUCUUAGUCUGUUUCUAUCUGUCUAUGUUCACAUCUAUCUAUCUAUCUAUCUAUCUAUCUAUCUAUCUAUCUAUCCUCAUUUUUUUUAUCUAUCUAUCUAUCUAUUUCAUGCGAAAUGUGUACGCAUAUUCCAUUAUAUCACUAUCUAUCUAUCUAUCUAUCUAUCUAUCUAUCUAUCUAUCUAUUAUAUAUCUCGUCUUUUAUAUAUCUCAUCUGUUCGUAUCUCUCUCUCUCUCUCUCUCUCUCUCUAUCUAUCUAUCAUCUUCCUAUUUCUGUCAUCUUAUCUAUCUAUCUAUCUAUCUAUCUAUCUAUCUAUCUAUCUAUCUAUCUAUCUAUCUAUCUAUUUAUGCCACUUAA
Molecule: messenger RNA, 474 nt
Organism: Acanthosepion pharaonis
Lineage: Eukaryota; Metazoa; Mollusca; Cephalopoda; Sepiida; Sepiidae
Source: the annotation of a GenBank genome assembly